This is a messenger RNA of Cannabis sativa, 1647 nucleotides long. RefSeq names its product mitogen-activated protein kinase kinase 5. Lineage: Eukaryota; Viridiplantae; Streptophyta; Magnoliopsida; Rosales; Cannabaceae. Gene Ontology annotation, biological process: protein phosphorylation. The record is from RefSeq and is a predicted model, not a curated record. The transcript has a single exon. Gene Ontology annotation, cellular component: cytoplasm. The coding region runs from base 204 to 1409 and encodes 401 amino acids. Gene Ontology annotation, molecular function: ATP binding; protein serine/threonine kinase activity.
UUUUCCAAUUUCUCUUCCGUUGUUCUUUUUUUCUUUCUCAUUUUCCUCUUUCCGGGAAAUUUCUCUCUCUUCCUAGAAAUUUUUUUCUUCUUUCGAUUUCGAUUUAAAGAAAAUAUAUUCAGAGAAAGAUUGUAAGAGAGAGAGAGAGAGUUUAAGACUCAAUUCACAGAUUCAAACUAUUCGAUUCGCGAUUCGAGUGAGUUAUGAGACCGAUUCAAUCUCCGCCGCCUUCUUCUUCAUCUUCAUCAUCAUCCUCUUCAUCUUCAUCUUCAUCGUCUUUUCCGGGGACUGGCUCAGCUCCACCACUACCGCCAAGACGACGUCGUCCUGACCUAACCCUACCUCUUCCACAGCGAGAUCCUUCUCUCGCUGUACCUCUUCCUCUUCCUCCGACUUCGGCUCCAUCAUCAUCAUCAUCUUCUUCUUCUCAAUCAUCGUCUUCUACUUCCGGUGUUGUUGUUGGUGGUGGUGUUGGAACUCAUCUGAAUCAAAAUAAUCAGAAUCAUCAUGGUCGUAAAAGUAAUCAUCAGCUCAUCCAUGUAUCGGAGCUUGAGCGAGUUAGCAGAGUCGGUAGCGGAGCUGGAGGAACGGUCUACAAAGUGAUCCAUCGUCCUACUGGUAAGCUCUAUGCUUUGAAAGUUAUCUAUGGUAAUCACGAUGAGUCAGUUAGGCGUCAGAUCUGUCGUGAAAUCGAAAUCCUUCGUGAUGUUGAUAACCCUAAUGUUGUUAAAUGUCAUGAUAUGUUUGAUCACAACGGUGAAAUCGAGGUUCUCCUCGAGUUUAUGGAUCGUGGUUCUCUUGAAGGUCAGAAAAUCCCUAGGGAGCAAGACCUAGCUGAUCUAGCUCGUCAAACCCUACGUGGAUUGGCUUAUCUUCACAGCCGUAGGAUCGUUCAUCGCGAUAUCAAACCCUCGAAUCUACUGAUUGAUACGCGAAAUCAGGUUAAGAUCGCUGAUUUUGGAGUGAGUCGGAUCUUGGAACAGACUAUGGAUCCUUGUAAUUCUUCGGUUGGAACUAUUGCUUAUAUGAGUCCAGAGAGAAUCAAUACAGAUCUAAAUCAAGGUCAAUAUGAUGGAUAUGCUGGUGAUAUUUGGAGCUUAGGUGUAAGCAUACUUGAAUUCUAUCUAGGAAGAUUCCCUUUUGCUGUUGGUCGUCAAGGAGAUUGGGCUAGCUUGAUGUGUGCUAUCUGUAUGUCUCAACCACCUGAAGCUCCACCAACGGCUUCAAGAGAGUUUAGGGAUUUCAUUGCUUGUUGUUUGCAGAGAGAACCAAGAAGGAGAUGGACUGCUUCAAGGCUUUUGCAUCAUCCAUUCAUAGCUCAGAAUAACAUAGCUGGGAACAAUCAGGUUCUUAACAAUGUUCAUCAACUUCUUCCUCCUCCUCCUCCUCCACGCACUUUACCUUCCUAGCCCUAGAUUUCAAUUUUCUAUAGACUCUUAUUUUAUUAGCUUAGUUCUUUCUUUCUUUCUUUCUCUCUUUUGGGGUUUUCUAUUUUGUCAAUUAAUUUUCUUUCUUUUUGCUCUGUUUGGUCUUUUAAUAUUUUUAACGAUCAUAGUAAUGAUUUUGUGUAAUUUUUGAAAUGAUGGGUCUUUGGAUUGAUCAUGAAUUUGGUUGAAUAUGCAAUAUUGAAGGAGAAACUUUUGUAUU